AUGACUCUUCAAGAUAAGCCCUUGUUUUUACUUCUUUUUCUUCACCUGAUGACGUAUUUUCUUGUUGCAUGUUUUAGUUUAUCGGACUCCGAAAUCCUCGUUAACUUCAAAUCUUCACUGUCGGACUCGUCUUCAUUGUACGAUUGGGAUGAUGAAACCAGUCCAUGCGAUGGGAAUGAUGCAAAUUGGUUUGGUGUUCUUUGUAAUAAAGGUAGCAUUUGGGGUCUAAAACUUGAAAACAUGGGGCUAAAAGGCAAAGUUGAGAUGAGCAAUCUAGCUGAAUUGAAGGAUUUGAGAACCAUAAGUUUGAUGAAUAAUGAGUUUGAAGGUCCAAUACCUGAUUUGAGCAAACUCAGUGCAUUGAAAUCGGUUUAUUUGUCACAUAAUAAAUUUUCUGGGGAUAUUCCAAGGGAUGAGUUUGAGGAUCUUACCUCAUUAAAGAAACUUUAUUUGGCAGAUAAUAAUUUUUCUGGUGCAAUACCAUCGUCCUUAACGAGUUUGUCUAAAUUAAGGGAGUUGAGUCUGGAAGGGAAUCAAUUUGAAGGUGAGAUCCCAGAUUUUCAACAGAAUGUAUUUCAAGUUUUCAAUGUUUCCAACAAUGCCUUGACGGGUCCUAUCCCGCCAAGCCUCCAGGAACUGGAUCCUUCCUCUUUUUCAGGCAAUAAAGGAUUAUGUGGUGGGCCAUUGGAUUCAUGUGAUGGAACCAAAUCCGAGCGCAGUCCUAGCCCUAGCCCCACACCUAACUUCGAACCCAAUCCCAGCGUGAGCGAAGAUAGCCUCUCCCCAAACUCCCAGACCAGCCCCAAAUCUGACCCCGAACCAAAGCCCAAACCCAACCCUGGUCCCAACAACUCCCCACCUCAGCCCUUACCCACAGAAGAUAAUACUGCCACGUUGACCAUAAUAAUUUUCUCAAUAGUUGCAGUGGUGGCACUGGCAGCCAUACUCGCCACCCUCUUCAUCCUCCGUCGGCGGAAACAAGAAGAACCCGAAACAAUAGAGUCUCCAUUACCCUCAAACUUCCAAAAGAAAUCAGGCAUUAGGGAAUCAGAGCAACCGUCAACAUAUUCACAGGAAAUCUCAGCCGUUGGAGGCAAGAAGAGUGAUCAAUCUACCAAGCUUUCUUUUGUAAGAGACGACAGAGAAAAGUUUGAUUUACAGGGAUUGCUGAGAUCCUCUGCGGAAAUAUUGGGCAGUGGGUGCUUUGGAUCUUCAUACAAAGCGUCUCUCGGCCCUGGUGCAAUGAUGGUUGUUAAGAGGUUUAAGCAAAUGAAUAAUGUUGGUAGAGAAGAUUUUCAAGAGCAUAUGAGGAGAUUAGGAAGAUUAAGGCAUGCUAAUUUGCUCCCUCUUGUGGCUUAUUACUAUAGGAAGGAAGAGAAAUUGUUGGUUUCUGAUUUUGUUCAAAGGGGAAGCUUGGCGGUUCAUCUUCAUGGACGCCAUUCUAUGGGGCAACCAAGUCUUGAUUGGCCAACCCGAUUAAAAAUUAUUAAAGGCGUUAGCAAGGGUCUUGCGUAUCUUUAUAAGGAGUUACCAAGCCUAAUAGCACCUCAUGGUCACCUGAAAUCCUCAAACGUUCUUUUGAAGGAAUCAUUUGAGCCACUUCUUUCAGACUACGGAUUGAUUCCUGUAAUCAACCAAGAGAGUGCCCAAGACUUGAUGGUGGCCUAUAAGUCUCCGGAAUCUUUACAAUAUGGAAGAAUCACAAAGAAAACAGAUGUAUGGGGUCUUGGGGUAUUGAUAUUAGAAAUUCUAACAGGGAAAUUCCCCGCUAACUUUUUGCAACAAGGGAAGAGAAGUGAAAUCGAUUUGGCAAAUUGGGUGAUGUCGAUUGUUGGCAAUGGAAAUUACGUAGAAAACAAAAGCCAAGUUUAUGAUAAAGAUAUGGGAGGAACAAAGAAUAGUGAAGGGGAAAUGAACAAAUUAUUAAAGAUUGGGUUGGCUUGUUGUGAAGCGGAGGUGGAGAAGAGGUUGGAGUUGAAGGAGGCUGUUGAGAGGAUUGAAGAAUUAAAGGAAAAGGACAUGGAUGACGAUUUCUACUCUUCUUAUGCUAGUGAAGCUGAUCUUAGGUCUUCAAGAGGAAAGUCUGAUGAUUUCUCAUCUUACUCCUAA
This is a messenger RNA of Pistacia vera, 2109 nucleotides long. RefSeq names its product pollen receptor-like kinase 1. Gene Ontology annotation, molecular function: protein kinase activity; ATP binding; protein binding. The record is from RefSeq and is a predicted model, not a curated record. NCBI's taxonomy places the organism in Eukaryota, Viridiplantae, Streptophyta, Magnoliopsida, Sapindales, Anacardiaceae. Bases 1 to 2109 code for a protein of 702 amino acids. The transcript is spliced from 3 exons. Gene Ontology annotation, biological process: protein phosphorylation.